AAAGCAAAACUCUACAAAGAUCAGCUUUUCUCAGCACCCUAAAACAUUUAUGUCUGCGUGAAUAAUUCAUGAAGAAUCAAGUUUCUUAUAUUGAUCAAGUUUUACCAGGAAAGUGAGAAUAUUCAUGGUAAUGAGCAGUUCCACACUGAAAUCCGUGAUUGAUUAUGCACCAUUUGCGAUAUGUUUGACUUGAUUUUUAUGUUGGGAGGUCUGCUAAUAUCUGUGAUCAACUAAAAGUUGUUGUAUUGAUCAGGUUAUAAUACCUGAACUACACUUGCAUGACAUAAAACAGUAGAUUUAUAGAGAUAGGGUCUCCCUGUGUCCCUCCACUGCUCCUCACAGGGACAACACACCUGAAUGAAGACACUCUGCCCGCUCAAGUGUUGACCUCAUGCCUUCUAAUCUCUUUAUCUGUGCUGCUCAGCUAGCGUCUAAAUGUGACAGAGAGCUAAUCUCUAUGGGAACAUUGAGUAAAAGCGUUGCAUAACCAUUCAUCUUCACAAAAGCCAGGAGAUCAACCUUAGUUUGGUCACACAGCCACGGAGUUCUCCACUCCACUCAACCUGCACACCAAAGCAUCCUGCUCAUGUGCUGCAGGUUGAAACACAUGUGCACACACGUCGUCCGUUGCAGCCUUCUGACCUUAUUUCUGCUUCCCUGGACUGAUAUUUGUCAUUUGAAGGGAUUGGGACAGACCUAAAUUAAAACAGGAUUAGAGGUCAUGACACCACCUUAAUCCUCAGUGAAGAGGAGAGAGGGUGAAGGUAGGGAUAGGUGAGCACGGUUUGUACACCUGACUGAUGUCUCAGACACAUGCCCCCCCUCCUUCCUGUCGUGUGUUCUUGGUCAUCAGUGUACAGUAUUCUGUUAGAGAGGGCAGAGAAGGAGGCUAUGACGGCACUGUUCUGCUCUCCAGGACGUUCCGCACUGAUUUUGGCACAAGCUGUGUCAGACCUCGGCGUUCUGCUGCAGAAAUGCCCGGAGGCCACUGCCAGGUGCGGAGCCCCAAGCCCCGUCACAGUAUCUACAGCCUGACAGACAGCUCUGAUGUUGGCCCAGAGGAAGAGGAGGUCGACGACGUCAUGCCCCGCCUCACCCCCCUGGAGAAGCUCACCACCGACAUGUGCAAGGACGAAACUACCAUCAAGGAGCUGAUCAUAGGCCGCAGGGUGGGCUUCUACAAGGUCCGCGGGGAGAUUGGCUGCGGGACCUUCUCCAGGGUCAAACUGGCUUUCCAUGCUCUGACUAAAGACAAAGUGGCUCUGAAGAUCCUGGAUAAGACCAGGUUGGACUCUCAGGCCCAGCGUCUGCUCUCCAAGGAGAUCCACAGCAUGGAGCUCCUCCAGCACCCCAAUGUGGUCCAACUGUACGAAGUGGUGGAGACGCCGAGUCGCCUCUACCUGGUGUUGGAGUAUGCAGGAGGAGGAGAUCUCCACAACCGCAUCUGCAGCGAAGGAAAACUAUCUGACAGCGCCAGCAAGAUCACCUUCGCUCAGGUCCUUUCUGCCAUCAAAUAUAUGCACAACAUGAACGUCAUCCACCGGGACCUGAAGGCGGAGAACGUUCUGUUCACCUGCAGCGGCUGCCUAAAGGUGGCAGACUUUGGAUUCAGCACGCAGGUUUCAAACCGCAGUGACGCUCUCGACACCUUCUGUGGCUCGCCGCCCUACGCCGCCCCAGAGCUCUUCAAAGACGAGUCCUACCUUGGUCCCCCAGUGGACGUGUGGGCCAUGGGGGUCCUGCUUUUCUUCAUGGUGACCGGCACUAUGCCAUUCCGCGCUGACACCAUGGGGAAGCUGCGGCGCAGCAUCAUCGAGGGCGCCUUCACUGUCCCUCCGUGGGUACCUGGCCCCUGCCAGAGACUCAUCAAGGGCAUCUUGAAGCCGGUUCCCACUGAGCGUUACGCCCUUGACCAGAUGCUGGGCUGUGAUUGGCUCUUACCCGUAGAAUUUCCCUGGUUGAUGUUACCUUCUGAACCAGAGAGUCCUGUGGGGAGCCUGCUGGACUCGGAGGGCCUGGAUGAGGAGGAAGAGGAGGAGGUCAGGAGCUCACUGGAGGAGCUAGGCUUCACCACGGAGCACCUACGGAACAAUCAGCUCAAAGAUAGCCGCAGCCCCAUCACCGGUGUUCAUCGAAUCCUGCUGCACCGAGCCCGGAAGAGGAGGGGCUGUGACAGCCUCCCUGUGGUCCGAGGUAUGGUCAGGGACCCCAAGAGGGAAGGGCUCCGGGCCUACAGGGGCCUCAGACACUCCUCCAAAUUGUGUGUGGUUUCAUAACAGACUGGUAGAGAGUUAUUCUACAGACUUCUUUUAUACAAACACAAACAUAGUAGUGGUAGUGUUUUUUUAUUUAUUUAUGUUUUACAUUCUUUAUUGGAAAGUCAUUUUCCACAGUUUGUAGAUUUUGAUACAUUUGUUUUAUUUUGUUUCGGGAUAGCCUGAGGUGAAUGUAAAAGUGCCUGAAGACAUGAAACAAAAAUAAAGGUGGU
This is a messenger RNA of Larimichthys crocea (large yellow croaker), 2488 nucleotides long. RefSeq names its product NIM1 serine/threonine protein kinase (gene nim1kb). NCBI's taxonomy places the organism in Eukaryota, Metazoa, Chordata, Actinopteri, Sciaenidae. Gene Ontology annotation, molecular function: ATP binding; tau-protein kinase activity. Gene Ontology annotation, biological process: protein phosphorylation; microtubule cytoskeleton organization; intracellular signal transduction. The coding region runs from base 801 to 2276 and encodes 491 amino acids. The record is from RefSeq and is a predicted model, not a curated record. Gene Ontology annotation, cellular component: cytoplasm. The transcript has 4 exons.